CCUCAGUGACUCAUUGUCCUUGUAUAGUAGAAUCGCGCAUUUACCCUUCGUCUCCUAAACAGAACACAAGACUCAUAAGCCAAUCCAAACACUUACCUUUCUACUGACUGAGGUGGCGCCAACCCUGCAUUCUGCUACGGUGCUACCAAACACAAGUCCAACCUAUGGAUCCCUUAUCUUUCACUCUCAUUGCUCUCCUACUCCUCACUCCCGCAGGUGUGAAAGCUGCCACCUUUACAUUCGUAAACAAAUGCGACUACACAGUGUGGCCAGGCAUUCUCGCAAAUGCCGGUAGCCCACCGCUCCAAACCACAGGCUUCGAGCUCGCAAAGGACACUUCACGCGCCUUCCAAGCCCCCACCGGCUGGUCCGGUCGCUUCUGGGGCCGAACCGGUUGCAGCUUCGACGGAUCCGCCUCCGGUUCCUGCCUUACAGGCGACUGCGGCUCCGGCCAGGUGGAAUGCAACGGCGCGGGAGCCGCUCCUCCGGCGACCCUGGCGGAGUUCACGCUGGGCACCGGCGGGCAGGACUUCUACGACGUGAGCCUGGUGGACGGGUACAAUCUUCCGAUGAUCGUGGAGGGCAGCGGCGGGUCGGGUCUCUGCGCCUCGACGGGGUGCACGUCGGAUCUGAACCAGCAGUGCCCGGCGGAGCUGAGAGCCUCGGAGGGAAGCGCGUGCAAGAGCGCGUGCGAGGCUUUUGGAAGCCCGGAGUACUGCUGCAGCGGCGCGUACGGGUCUCCGGGCACUUGCAGACCGUCCAUUUACUCUGAAAUGUUCAAGGCUGCUUGCCCUAGGUCCUAUAGCUACGCAUACGAUGACGCUACCAGUACCUUUACGUGUACCGGUGCUGAUUAUACCAUUACCUUCUGUCCAUCAUCUCCAAGUCAGAAAUCUUCACGAGAUAUGAGCAGCCCAAUGACCUCAACAACAACACCACAAGGUUCUGCAGGGACAGUGACAGGAACAGGAACAGGAACGGGAUCCGAAGGAGCAGUGGUAUACACGGGUUCUGAUUCGGGAGUUGUGUAUAAUUCAGUUACGGAUUCGGGAUCAAGUUCAGGAUCCGGAGGAGAAACAAUGCUUGCAGAUGGGUCUUAUUUAGCUGGUUUAGCCAUGGGAGACUCCCCUACAAGAAUACUUUCUACGGCGUUUCUCUACUCUACUACCUUUUUGCUUAUUCUAGUUCUCUCCUUGUUUUAGCUGCACCAGCAUUCAUGUGUUGUGCCUUUUGUUUGUAAAUGGGUCUUAGAUUUUCAUGGUGGCUUCAAGAAUUUUGGCUUUGCCACGAAAGCUGGCAGAUUCUCCCUGAUUGUAAACCACCACCCCCAAGAUUCGCCAAAAAAAAAUAUUCCGUGUUUCAUUCGUUAAAGUCUAUGUUUUUAUAUUAUUAAUCUUGGGAGCAUUUAUCUCCCCAUCCAAGCUUUUUCAGGUACUAUGGUUUAAAAAGCGAACA
Cajanus cajan (pigeon pea) is the source of this 1455-nucleotide messenger RNA. RefSeq names its product Pathogenesis-related thaumatin superfamily protein. Lineage: Eukaryota; Viridiplantae; Streptophyta; Magnoliopsida; Fabales; Fabaceae. The record is from RefSeq and is a predicted model, not a curated record.